Molecule: messenger RNA, 3095 nt
Organism: Anarrhichthys ocellatus (wolf-eel)
Lineage: Eukaryota; Metazoa; Chordata; Actinopteri; Perciformes; Anarhichadidae
Product: serine hydrolase-like protein
Exons: 11
Coding region: 38-832 (264 amino acids)
Cellular component (GO): membrane
Source: RefSeq, a predicted model, not a curated record
UGUCCUUUAGCAGAUCAGUGUAGUGGGUACAUUUUGCAUGAUGGGUGAGUGCAGAUACGUGGCGGUGGAUCUGUCGGGUCACGGCUUGUCGUCGCAUCGUCAUCCCGGAGUCUUCUACUCUUUUCCUGAGUACGUAAUGGAUGUGCGCAGAGUCGUUGACGCUCUGCACUGGAGCCACUUCUCCAUCAUAGGCCACAGUAUGGGUGGUAACGUUGCUGGAAUAUUCAGUGCACUGUAUCCUGAGAUGGUGGAUUCUGUCGUAUUGCUGGACUCUUAUGGAUUCUUACCUGCAGAUCAGAAAGAAAUGUUUAAAGUGCUGAAGCAGGGGAUGGAUGAGAUGUUGCAGUUUGAAAAGCAGUCGAAGGAGAAGAAGAGAAGAGUUUACACUUAUGAAAGCGCAGUAGAGAGGCUGUCGGCUGCAAACCCGGCUCUGUCUGAGCGGUCGGUGCGCAUCCUUUUAGAGCGAGGUCUAGUUCAAGUUGAAGGAGGUAUGGCGUUUACCCGAGACUUUCGUAUUAAUCUGAAAAAUAUAGUGCGCAUCAGUUUGGGGCAAAGUCUGGAGUUGCAGUCUGAGAUAAAAGCCCCUAUUCUAGUUGUUCUAGCAGAGGAUGGCUUUGACAAAUUAUUUGUUGGACAGGAUAACAAAAAAUCCAUAUCAGCAAUUGUCCAGGGCUACAGGGACAGAAAACACACGUUGGUGACCGUACCAGGCGAUCAUCACAUCCACCUGAAUGACCCUGAAGUCGUUGCUCCACUUGUGUCUGACUUCCUGCAGACCAAAGUGUUGACACAGCCAGCAAGACCAGCCAAGGAACAGACUUCGAAGAUAUAGCGAACACCAAAACGUCACGUUACGCUGCUGACUUGAACAACUUUUUAAAAUGUACUUGUAUUCAUACUAUGAUGUUAAUACUCACCUUGGUGCCUUAACCUGGACUCCUAAAUGAUUUGAUGUAUUUUAAUAGAUAUUAACGGAGUGCUGACAAAGCAGUGUUGCAUGCAUUUAAACAGAAAUGAUACUUCUGUAACACACUUUAGUUAUUAGGGACAAUUUGAAUAGUAACAGUAUAAACCAUGUUUGGCUGCUGAUGGCAUGGUACAAUAUAAUAUAUGAUCUUCUUAACAGUACUCCACCUAUUUAUCACUGUUGGACUCACGAUGGACAGUUAAACAAAAGGAUCAAAAUCAAUGCAGCGGAAGCAGAGUUAUCAUUUAUAUUCCACGCAUUCUUCUCCCUUGUCAAAACUGGGCGCCUACAUUACCCACAAUGCAACUCAACUACAGACAGUACUUAUUGCGGAAUGCUAACUUUGCCAGUAGAACUAAUGGAGAUGACAAUUAAGGGAAUUUAGUCAAUUGGAGGUGUCAUGAACUUAAGUGUUGGACGGGUACAUUUUAAAAGUGCAGUGUGAAAGAUUUGGCACCAUCUAGCGGUGAGGUUGCAGAUUGCAACCAACUAAAACUCAUCCUAUGUGCCAAGCCUGUGUAGGAGAACUACAGUGGCCGACGUGGUAUGUAAAUAGAUCAAUCUAGAGCCAGUGUUUGGUUUGUCCGUUCUGGGUUACUGUAGAAACACAGCGGCCGGCUCAGUGAAGAGGACCCGCUUCGUAUGUCAGUAUAAACGGCUCAUUUUAAAGUAAUAAACACAAGUUCCGUUGUUAUUUUCAGGUGAUUAUACACUAAAGAAAACUUACUCUAUGGGAAAGUGCUUCAAUUAAAAUACAUAUGACCAUUAUUCUGCCAUAAUCAAUAUUUUUAGGAAGUGUGGAAAUCAUAAACCUUGUCGCACCACUGAACUCUUUUCUCAGGCCGGUGUCUUCCUGCUGCCCUGCAGUACAGACUGCUGAGUAUCAGCAGACAACAGUUCUAUCACCUUGUAGCUUCUGCCUUUGAGUAUUGUUUGAAAUGCACCGUUGCAGGCCCAGGUGUCUUAGAAGUCUGCUGCCUGCUGUUAAUAUUUUAACAGCAGACACACACGCACACAGUUUCUCUGAAGUGUGUGUGUGGGCGUGUGUGCGCGUGUCCUCGUCCUCGUGUUCUAAUCAGUGAGCUGUGGAAAGAGUACCCGUGAGUGCCACGGUGGGAGCAGAGGAUGAAUCUGGACUCAAGUAUUUGUUUGCAGCUUGUCUUCAGUAAUACAGCUUUUAAUCUAUUUUAAAGAUGGCUUUUAUUUUGAAGGAUUAUCUGGUGGAUAUCCACGAAACUGCAAUCGUUGGCAUUAUUUUAAAGAGUAACUGCACAUUUGAAUGUGUUUUUUAAUGUGUGCUGGUGUUAAUAACAGUUAUUACCAAAUGUACAUUUCCGGCAUUAUUUCAUGUUUGAAAAUGGCUGAAAAAACACCUGCCACUGUUUUAAAUCAGCCCUAAUCUUGCAAAACUAAUUCUGACAUAAACUGCGUUCCAAAUGGCAUACUUUUAGAACUUAAUGCAGCUGCCCUUAGAAAGUGCUACUGAUGCAUGCCAUGUGCGUUUGAUUGGUACUGCUUCCUCAUAAUAUGGCACCUUGAACUUUGACCCUCUUACUUAUAUAUCCGCUGAUAUAUAAACCAUGCUGGAUUGGGACAUACAUCUUUUUCUGGCAUACUAAAUAGUAUGAUAACAUUGGAACGCUCAGAUAAUCCAUGAGACUGAUCUACGUCAUGAAAUAGAAUAACGUCCUCCAAUCAGACCCCCUCCUCACCUCUCCCCACAGCGUGAGGGGGAGGGACCUGGCCACUGGUGUAAAUAUUUACCGAAAAAUGUUAUUGUUGCGCAGUUUGCUUUUUUCUCUCAAAUGUCAAAAUGUUCGCAUUCUCUUGAUGCAGUUGUUUGAUAGUUGUUAAAGGGCUGCAGACAGUUAUUGAAAUCUGAUAUGUAGAAUACAUAAUUGGAUCACAGAAGAACUUUUGAGGGGAGGGAAAACAAUGUUGUCGUUGAGAAGAAUUGUUUUGUAUCUGUAGCUAUUUUGUAGCAAUUUCACUUUCGACAUGAAAAAAAACCCACAUUAAAUUAUGAAGGGGCGCCGUAGUUAAAAAAAAGUUUGUUUCUUGAUUCACCUGUGGAAUUUAAACAAACCGUUUUCUCUGUACAUCAGUAUCGAAUACUGACCGUUAAAAC